Messenger RNA from Musca domestica (house fly), 3408 nucleotides. RefSeq lists its product as uncharacterized. NCBI's taxonomy places the organism in Eukaryota, Metazoa, Arthropoda, Insecta, Diptera, Muscidae. Gene Ontology annotation, molecular function: protein binding. The transcript has 4 exons. The record is from RefSeq and is a predicted model, not a curated record. The coding region runs from base 110 to 3028 and encodes 972 amino acids.
GUUGUGGGCAAAAACAAAAUUUCUCAUUAUUUUAAUGCCUUAAAUUCAGUUCAAGUCGGGCUUUGAAACACAAAACACAUCAGGCGGGCAGUCGUGGCGUAGAACAACAAUGGACGAAUCAGAUGAAACCGAUACCGAAAAGGAGUCUCUAUUACCCAAAACAAAUCGCAGGAAGAGGUUUGCCUCAUCUUCAUCCGAGGAUGAGGCUGAUAAAUUUGCCGAUUCCGAUUCUCAAGAAGCGGCGGAGGAGGAGGUGGAUGAGGAUGAAGAAGCCUGUGAAUUAUUGGCCAAUGAACAUGGAGCGGUUUCUUCAUCGAUUGAUGAAGUUAUUAACCAUCCACUUGCUGCAUCAUCUGGCCUCAACAAAGAUGAUUCUAUGCAACUGAUUAGUGAUUUGUCGCAUGAAAAUCUUUGCAAAGAAACCUUAGAAAUUUCCCAGCAAGAAAUCGAUAAUGCGGCUGGUGGUGGCGCGACUGGUGCUGUUCAGUGUCAUUUACAUGAAAACAAUGAAAAAUAUGAGGUUGAUGUUGGUGUUGGCAUAACGCAUAUUGCUGCAAAAAAUCAGGGUUCAAGUGAUGAAAUGUUAAAGGUCAACGAUGAAAUAUUCUUGGAGGAGAAUCCCAGUCGGCAGGAGCAAGUGAAGGAUAAUGAGAAUAUGACCUUGAUGGUUGAUUCAAAAAUCAUGGAAAUUGACAAUGUCACUGAUUCAGGAGAACCUCUGAGAGGGGGUCAUGAGUGCGACGAAAAAUGUGUAAUGAUGGAUAAGGGUUAUUUGAAAAUAGUUCCUGAAAUUGUUGAGGCAUGUGAAUCACAGAGUACAAAGGAUGAACCUCACAUGUUAGAUGUCAAAACAGCCAAUGAAAAUCUUAAACUGUCCCUUAGUACCCCAGACAUAGUGACUGGAUGUGAGAUCCAACAAAAAACUAGGUGUGGUAGUUCAUUAGACAUUCAGACUCUUGUGAAGACGGGUGAAUUGGAACCCAACAAUCAACUGAGAGUUUCAGAAAAACAAAUAUAUUCUAAAACUGCAACGUACUCCAAUAUGCUCUCAGUCGGGUGCAAUUUAACCGCAAGCAAAUCAAUGGAAAUUGGUGCCAUUUUAUUAAAGGAUUCAGAGGAUUUUAAAAAUUCGAAACGCAAUGAACGCAGGGUCUCAUUUGACUUAACUUUGCAAAGCAUUGACAUUGACAACUUAAGUAAAUGCAAGGAGGAGGAGGAGGAGGACGAGGUAAAGGAAUGCCCGAAAAAAUCCAAUGAAAAUAUCGAAACUUCUAUUGAAAACGUAAAGGAGCUAAAAAUCCCUUUGAAAUCCAGCUCAGAAGAGGAAGAUCAAAUCCCCCAAACCCCAAUACAAAGUAGUUCAGAUGAUGAAGAAUUGAAAACCCCAAUUGGAAGCAGUCUCUCGCUGCAAGAUAAAGACAUGCAGCACGACACCUCAGAGGACACACCGACCAAAAAGCUAAGCGAACCUUCAAAUGACUUAAAUGUAAGUUCUUCGGAAACCCUACAAAUUCCCAACAAACUUGAUUGCAUUAACCUAAAUUUGCCUAGCAGCAAAUCAAUGGAGAUCUAUCAGAAAAACAAACGGGAACGUGUCAAUCGGCCAUUUGGCAGUUUCAAUGAUUUGUUUCUGAUACAUGGCGAGUCCAUGGAAAGCGAUCGCAAAUGGUUUGACCAGAAAGUGCAAUCAAAAACGGGUAUACAUGAGUUGACCAGUUUCGAAUCGGCCGAGGAGGGUGAUGAGAAAAUUCAUUAUCCCCCGGAAAAACUUUCAUUAGAUAGUCCCACGGCCUUUCAGACCAAGGAUGUAUUGGAAACACCCUCCAAAUACACCACAGACAGUAUAAGUGAUUUGAAUUUCAUACGGAGUCUUUCAAUUGCCAGUGAUCACCAUCAAAUAAGUCCACCCUACAGAAUUACCAAGCCAAAGGGUAGAAGUUCUAGUCUUUCGUUUAACUUCAAAAUGAGCAAAUCCAUGGAAAUGAUGGCCGGACACCUGCCCAGCAAUCGAGCACCAAAUCUCAACAAAUAUUUUGGUAGUUCCAAGGAUUUAUAUUUCUCAAGUUGUGAACAGCAGGAGGAGGAGGACAAUCCAAAUGAGCCACAAUCAGGUGCAGGAUUUCGGGAACAGGGACCAUCAAAAAGAAAUUCACUUAGCUCAAAAUUCCCCAUUGGCAUACCUCACAUACCGAAAGAUUCAUUGGAUUUGUAUCAUUCUGCAAUGGAUUUACCACAGCAAGGUAUCAACGACUCAACUACUGUUGUUCCGCCAACACCGGAAAUGGAAUCGGGUUAUUUUGAAAAAUCAGAUAGUUUACCACCACCACCACCAGUUAUUCCAUUGGCGUCCAAUGAGGAAGUCAACGACAAUACCGCUGAGGAGAAACCUAAACCCCAAUACGAUCAAGCAAUAUCGGAAAGUUUACGCGAUCAAUUGAACCGUUUCGAUUUUUUAAUAGAAACCAUGGAUCAACGUAAUGCCCGCAAUAUGGCAUCGAAUGCUGCCGAACGCGGCUAUUGGUCCACCAUUUUUGGCCAGGCCAGCGAAAUUGCAUCUCUCGAUGAAAUACCACCAGAAAAUAAAGCCCACAGAGCUCUCGAGCUUUUGGAGGAUUACCAUUCGAGACUGUCAGAACCUCAAGAUCGUGCCCUAAGAAUUGCCAUUGAACGUGUCAUACGCAUAUUUAAAUCAAGACUAUUCCAAGCACUGUUAGAUAUCCAAGAAUUUUAUGAACUAACAUUGCUGGAUGAUUCAAAGACAAUACAACAGAAGACAGUUGAAACUUUACAAAUUGCUAGCAAGUGGGAACAAGAUGGCCACACAGUUAAAAUAACAGAUAACCAAACUGUAAAAGUUGCUGCCGAAACGGAUAUAAAUCAAACAAAGAAUGAACAAAAUUUAACAGAUGUUUUAACGGACACUGAGCAACAGCAACAAACCAAUGGUCGCCAACAGCCGCCCGGAAGCACAGAAAUAAAUAGUGUAAGUCCAUAUGAAGUAUGUUUUUCAAGCUAUUAUAAAAUGUAAGUAAGACAGACGACUGCAGCCGAAGCACACAGUCACAGACAAAUGCCAUGAAUCAUUUUCCAAAUGUACAUUUCUCCAUAUCUCAAGUAAGUUAAAACUUUCAAUGGUCUCCCAUUGAAGGUAUGAGUGACUUUUCCAAUUUAGCAUAUAAGUGAUAAACAGUGUUUUGUGCCAAGUUUUUCGAUGUUGGUCAUUGUAUUUACAUAUAAAAAUAUGUAAAUGUUUGUUGUUACAUAUGUAUGUUUCCAAGAUACAUGCACAAAUGUCUUAUAACUUGUGUUAGGUGUUUACAGGAUUACAAAUCCUGGGUGACAUCUUUAUGAACACUAAUUAUAAAAAGUUUUCCAAAGCCUUUGAAAUAUUGCAAAUUUAUUUCUGCC